This is a messenger RNA of Phoenix dactylifera (date palm), 4086 nucleotides long. RefSeq names its product putative leucine-rich repeat receptor-like serine/threonine-protein kinase At2g24130. Gene Ontology annotation, biological process: protein phosphorylation. The record is from RefSeq and is a predicted model, not a curated record. Gene Ontology annotation, molecular function: ATP binding; protein kinase activity; receptor serine/threonine kinase binding. Lineage: Eukaryota; Viridiplantae; Streptophyta; Magnoliopsida; Arecales; Arecaceae.
GUUCCCUGGUUUGGAGACUACUACAAUAUGUUAGGUCAUUAGAAUAUUCAACAUAUUUUCCCAAAGUCCAUGGAAAGUUGACUUUGGGAAAGUGUAUGGGUAUGAAUGAUGAAAACAAGAGCAUUUGAGUCCAACUGUCAUAUUUCCUUCUACCAAUACUGGCAUCUAAAUAAAUUAAGUGGAAGCAAUUGAACUAUAUGCUAUAAUAUUAUAAACAAAGAGUUCAGAAUUUCCAGAUGAGAUUGCUUACGUUUCUAGGAAAUUAAUAAAUGUAAAAUUCUGUUUGCCUACAUCCAUUAUCUCCAAAACAGGAAUAAUGAAAAGAUUAAAAAAAGAAUAACAUGAAAGUUCAGGUAGAACCUUCCGUCUGAUGGUGACAAGACCAAUGAAAAAAGAUAGAAUCAGCUGAGCUGUUUGUGUCCAAGGAAACGGAAUAAUGCCUAGAUUAGAAGGAUCUGCCUUUUGUUCCAUAUCAUUUUUGUCAUGUCCCAUCUCUGAUCGAAAGUCCAAGAGAUAAGAAAAAGAUUAGUGGGAUCUACAUUGGCGCACUAUGUUUGGCUUCCACUUCACAGGUGCAAUUUCAAUUUAGGUACUAUUAGUUGCCUCACAACUGAAAAGAUGCCAUCAUAUUUGCAUCCCACCUUCCCAAUUGACCAAGGCCUGCAUUACAUGAUAGAUUUCUCAUAUCUAAUUAUGCAAUGCAGAUAUUUUUUUUUGCUUCUUCAUGGAUUGAUUUUUUCACCAUAUUUCCCAUCUUUGGUCAUCCAUAUCCACAAGGGAAGUCUCAAGAAGCUUUAUUGCAUCGUCGUUUGAAGAAGAAUCCUCAGAAUUACAGUAACAGGAAUUUGUCAAAAAUGAGUUCUACCACAAUCAUCACCCAAUUUCUCUUCCUCCUUCUCCCUUCUGUUGUUCAACCUUUCUAUCUGAGAAAUGAUAUUACUUUGGACAGAUCCGCACUGUUGGCAUUCAAGAAAGCCAUUCUUGUUGAUCCCGACAAGGCCCUCAGUAGCUGGAAUGAGACGACCCAUGUCUGUGAGUGGCAUGGCAUCGUUUGCCGUCUGAAUCCUGAAAGAGUGACUGAACUUGAUCUCAAGAGUAAAUAUCUUUUAGGAACAAUCUCACCGUUUCUCUCCAAUCUUUCCUACCUUCGAUUACUUGACUUGUCUGAGAAUUCACUCCAAGGUUCCAUUCCCAUCGAGCUUGGAGCUUUGUCUAACCUUGAGCUACUCGGUAUCCAAGGGAAUCAUAUACAGAAUGAAAUUCCUGAGAGCUUUGGCAUGCUUAGGAAACUUCGCUACAUUAAUCUCGGCAACAACCAGCUUAGUGGAAGGCUCCCAACAUCUCUCUUCUACAAUUGCACUCAAUUAAGCUAUGUAGAUCUUUCUAAUAAUUGGUUUACUGGUUUGAUUCCUCUGCAGCUUGGAGAUCAACUUCCUUCUUUGGAGAACCUUCUUCUUUAUCAAAAUCAAUUGACAGGUAGUGUUCCAGCUUCUCUCUCUAAUUCAACAGAGAUGGUGGAGAUCGAUCUCGAAAACAAUUAUCUGAGUGGUACAUUACCAUCAGAAAUCUUGAUGCAUCUGCCUUCUUUGAAGAUAUUGCACCUCUCAUACAACAACUUCUCAAGUGAUGAUCAGAAUUCAAAUCUUGUCCCCUUCUUCAUUUCAAUUGCAAAUUUGACUCAUCUAGAGGAGCUGGAACUGGCAGGGAACUAUCUUGGAGGUACAUUGCCUUCCACCAUAGGCCUUCUUAGUGUUAACCUCUCACAGGUUUAUCUCCAAGAUAAUCUCAUCCAUGGAGCAAUCCCAUCAAGUAUAUCAAAUCUUUCCAAAUUGAUGUCGCUGAAUCUAUCAAACAAUCUUUUGAAUGGAACUAUUCCCUUAGAGUUAAUUCUUUUACCCAAUUUACAAAGAUUGUGGUUAGCUAACAACUUGCUCUAUGGUCGAAUCCCAUCUCCUCCUGGUGUUUUAAAUAACCUGGGACUCUUAGACCUAUCAAAAAACAAUCUUUCUGGUUCCAUUCCGACCACAUUGGCAAAUCUAACUCAGCUGAGAAUACUCAUUCUUAAUGGAAACUUUCUUUCAGGAUCCAUACCUUCAAGCCUGGGGAGUACAAAAUUAGAGCUUCUGGACUUAUCUCAUAACAGGCUCACAGGAGCCAUACCAGCUGAAGUUGCAAGCUUGAGCUCGAUGGCUAUAUACUUCAAUCUGUCAGACAAUUUGUUAGGAGGAGAACUCCCCAUGGAGCUGAGCAAAAUGGACAAAGUUUGGGCUAUCGAUCUAUCAUCAAAUAAUUUCAGCAGUAACAUUCCUUCCACUAUGGGAAGUUGUAAAGUAGUUGAGAUGGUAAACUUAUCACACAAUCAUCUUCAAGGGCCAAUUCCUGGGUCCUUGGGUAACCUGUUAAACCUUCAGUCCUUAGACCUCUCUUCCAAUUUCCUCUCUGGUGAAAUUCCUGCAUCUCUUCAGAAGUGCACCAGCCUUAGGUUACUGGACCUCUCGUUCAACAACUUCAGUGGACCGCUACCAGAAAACAGUCUGUGCAACUAUUUAACACCGAAAAUGAUUGAAGGAAAUCAUUUCUGUGGGUCACAGCCUGGCCUUCCAAGUUGCCAACCAAAGAAGAGAAGCAUGAUACAUUCUCCCAAAUCCCUCGUAUUGUUUGUGAGUAUUGUCUCCAUGUCAACUUUCCUUCUUACAAUAAUAUGUGUGAUAGGUUAUAAGAACAUAAGAAAUGCGAUGUUUCGAAGAGAUGAUGUGGACUCAAGUGACUUUUCUCUGGACUUGUCAUCAAGUUACCCUAGAAUAACUUACAGAGAAAUUGUAGAGGCUACUGGAGGAUUUGAGCAGGGCAGAUUGAUUGGAUCUGGUAGCUUUGGACAAGUCUACAGAGGGGUCUUAAGUGAUGGCAGUGUAGUUGCAAUAAAAGUUUUACAGCUGCAAAGCAGCAACUCUGCCAGAAGUUUCAACAGAGAAUGCCAAGUUCUGAAGAGGAUUCGACACAGGAACCUGAUGAGAAUCAUCACGGCAUGUAGUCUUCCAGAUUUCAAAGCUUUGGUGCUUCCUUUCAUGGCAAAUGGCAGCCUGGAGAGCCAUCUCUAUCCGCAGGCACAACAAUCUGCCUCCUCAAAAUUGAGCUUAAUCAAACGGGUGAAUAUUUGCAGUGAUAUUGCUGAGGGGUUGGCCUACUUGCACCAUCACUCACCAGUGCAGAUCAUCCACUGUGACUUGAAACCAAGCAACAUUCUCCUUAAUGAUGACAUGACUGCACUUGUAUCCGACUUUGGAAUAGCUAGACUGGUCAUGAAAGUAGCAGAAGGAAACAUACUAUGUGAUACUCCAACCAACUCAACAGCUAACCAGCUUUGUGGAUCAAUUGGAUAUGUUGCUCCAGAGUAUGGAUACGGAAGAGGUGCAUCAACAAAGGGUGAUGUCUACAGCUUUGGCAUUCUUGUGUUAGAAAUUGUAACCAGAAAGAGACCCACAGAUGACAUGUUUAUUGAGGGUCUAAGCUUGCAGAUGUGGGUGAAGAACCACUAUCAUGAUCAAUUGGAAAAUGUUAUUGACUACUUCCUAAUGCAAGAUCUGCAGGACAAGAGCCCUGAAGUUAGAAACAUGUGGGAAGUUGCCAUUGUAGAACUGCUUGAACUUGGUCUUAUCUGCACCCAAGAAGCUCCUUCAACCAGACCCACCAUGCUUGAUGCUGCUGAUGAUCUGGACAGACUAAAACACUAUCUUGGAUGCGACAAAACUGCAACUUUUACAUCAUCACGUGGGAUAUCAUCAUCUACCAUCACUGGAGAUUAUUGGUAAAUUUUUCCAGGUCCUGACAACUUGUUAGCAUGAAAUGGAUUAGAUAAAAGGGGCACUGAGGAAAAUGAGCUUUGGUACUGAAUCAAGAUCAGCACCUCUGCUGCUGUACAUAACGAAGAUUUACAAAGCAAUGGAUUCCUAGAAUUGUAGAUAGGAAAAGCAGGAUAUGGAUGUAAUAAGAAUAAAAAGCAGUUCCAUUCAUAAUUUGUAUUGAAAGCUGAAGCUAAUUAGUAAAACAAUUCUUAAGAAUGCACUCUGUUGAUUGGAAAAUUCUGAA